UGUUUCAAAAAUAUAUUUACUGUUGUAGCUUGGGAUGAAUUGGCAACACUGUUUUGGUUACAUUGUGAUGUCGUCGUCGAGUAUCGAGUGUCGUCGUCUUUUGUAGAAUUUUAUCAAGAUAUCCCCGGACUAAGUUGGUGAACGUGAUAAACUUCUAAAUAGCUUAUGUGUCGAAAAGUGACUUAUCGUAAAAUUUGUUUAGUGUCGGACUUGGACAAAGAAUUGUGAUUCUAAGUUUCUAAUUUUAGUCGAGUCCCUAGUGGGAUUAUUUGGCAAAAUGAUGACCGAAAAUAGAAUUAGUUCAAGUAAUCACGUCGGAAACAGUAUGACCAGUCAGAAUAAGGGUGAUGUCGAUAAAAGUAUCGAUGACAUCGGUUGGAAAUCAAAAUUAAAAAUACCCCCGAAAGACAGGAGAAUAAAGACUAGUGAUGUAACAGACACAAGAGGUAAUGAGUUUGAAGAGUUUUGCCUGAAACGUGAGCUGCUGAUGGGCAUUUUUGAGAAAGGAUGGGAAAAACCUUCCCCCAUUCAAGAGGCUUCUAUUCCUAUCGCACUCAGUGGUAAAGAUGUCCUUGCAAGAGCUAAAAAUGGAACUGGCAAAACUGGCGCUUAUUGUAUUCCAGUUUUAGAACAGGUGGAUCCCAAAAAAGAUGCUAUUCAAGCUUUAAUUGUGGUACCAACUAGGGAGUUAGCGCUCCAGACAUCACAAAUUUGCAUUGAACUGGCAAAACACACAGAUAUUCGUGUAAUGGUUACUACAGGAGGUACUAAUCUCCGGGAUGACAUUAUGCGUAUAUAUCAAAAUGUUCAAGUUAUUAUAGCUACGCCGGGUCGUAUGAUUGAUCUCAUGGAUAAGCAAGUUGCCAAGAUGGACCAGUGCAGGAUGCUGGUUCUUGAUGAGGCAGACAAACUUCUUUCUCAAGACUUCAAAGGAAUGCUUGAUAUGGUUAUUUCACGAUUACCCAAAGAACGCCAGAUCUUGCUGUUCUCUGCUACCUUCCCACUGAGUGUGAAACAGUUCAUGGAAAAACAUUUAAGAGAGCCGUAUGAGAUUAAUCUCAUGGAGGAAUUAACACUGAAAGGAGUUACGCAGUACUAUGCAUUUGUACAAGAGAGGCAGAAAGUGCAUUGUUUAAAUACACUUUUUUCAAAGUUGCAAAUAAACCAGUCUAUAAUAUUCUGUAAUUCCACUCAGCGUGUGGAGUUGCUCGCGAAGAAGAUAACAGAGCUUGGUUAUUGCUGUUACUACAUUCAUGCGCGCAUGGCGCAGGCGCACCGCAAUCGUGUGUUCCACGACUUCCGCGCGGGCCUCUGCCGCAACCUCGUGUGUUCUGACCUCUUCACUAGAGGUAUCGACGUGCAAGCCGUCAACGUCGUCAUCAAUUUUGAUUUCCCGCGUAUGGCCGAGACCUACCUACAUCGUAUCGGCCGCUCGGGACGCUUCGGCCACUUGGGUAUUGCCAUCAAUCUAAUCACGUAUGAAGACCGUUUCGCCCUGCACCGCAUCGAGCAGGAGCUGGGCACGGAGAUCAAGCCGAUCCCGAAGGUGAUCGACCCCGCGCUGUACGUGGCGCGUCCGGACGACGACGACUCGGCCGACAAGUAACGCCGUGCCGCCGCCGCACCGCCCGCGCGCUAGCGCCCCGCUACUAACUGGACUUGCUGACUGGUGAAAGGAACUACAUAGUUUAAAUCUUUAAAAACAAAAAACUUAUUUGUAAAAAAGUGUAAUGAAUUUAUUGUAACAAAAUGUGAGUGUAAAUAGUUUAUCGUGAGUAAGACUUUGACCUGAAUGGGUUACUUUUUUAAAGUGUAAAUAAACCACACAUCAGGACAUAAACAAAAAGGUAUCUUGUGUACUUUGUCCAUAUUGGAUAUUGUGUGCGAAUUCCUACAAUGUUAAAAUAUAAAAAAUAUUUAUUUGAGCAUCUGUGAGAGUCUACCUAGAUUUGUCCAUCAUCUUACAUAAAUUGUGGUUGACUUUCUGCUGAUAUCACAAAUACCUGCCCACACCAUAUAUAAGUUUGAGCUAGCACCAGAUUAAUUUUCAAUAAAAAAAACUUCAAAUUCUGUGAGGUUGGGUAGGUAUUAAGUCUAGCUCAAACAACAUCUAUUGUAAAAUGAAGAAACAUUUCAGUGUAAAUCAUGUUGUUUCUGACCGCUUGAAACAAUGUUGGUCAUCAAGCCGUAGUUGUAAAAAGGAUGGUCAUUAUGAUACAUAUCUUUUCAGACAAAUUUAACUGAUCAUGAAAAUCUGAGUAAAAUCAAAAUGAAUAUAAAAAUUUCAGUUUAAUUUUGGUCUAUGUGAAGUAUCAUUUUGACUAACCCUUGCAGAAUUGUGUUGUCAUAUUAUAUGAUUCAUUUUCAAUUGUAGCGGUUUGUCACAGAGUUCAGUAAUUUGCAAUAUAAAAUAAGGCUGGAGGCAUUCACUAAAAAGACAACUUAUAAUAGUCUUUUAUUCUUAUCCACAAAACAUAUUCUUUAUUGGCAAUAAUAAAUAUGUGAUAAAGUAAUCCUGCUCAUAAGUCCUCCAAGCUUUAUCUGGUUAAGAAAAUGUCUUGUUGCAUAAAAACCUAACAUUUGCCAGGAGCUGUGACAUAAGUUGAGGAAUGAACCAUUCUGUUACGGCUUGCAGAUAUGGAACAUUGCUCAUACUUGGGGAAAUAAAUUUUGAGAGCUUCGUUUUGAUAAACGAAACCACCAUCUGCUCUCUGGGGAUAAAAAAGAUUCGGGAUGUCAAGUGAAGAGUUAAUUUGGUUAGCCAACUUACAGGAAGUAUAGAGUACAAUCAAAGUUUGUCGAAUAUUUUAUAUUUGGUCUACUAAAUAUAUCUUUGUUUUGUUACUCGGUACAAUCUCAAGUUUCCCUUAUGUACAUAUGUCCUACUGUCAAUUUACAAUUUAUUUCACAAGUAUUUUUUAACAUUUUAAAUUGUCAAACAAAUUAGCUGUUUGUAAGAAGAUUAAUUACAAACUUAAAUUUGGACUGAAAUUUCGGUGUUUCAGAUUUUUUAUAUAUACACUAAGCGUCAAGUAUUAUUUAUUUUAUUAGCCUGUUAGAUUUGACCUAUAAGAAAAGCAUUGGUGCAAAUGCAGGUUGUAACUUAAGGAUAGACCAAGUUGACAAUUGUUUUUGAAGAUUGCUUUGCUGAUUGACGAUUGUAUUUAGUAUAAGGGUUGUUUUGGAACAUGAAAGUUUGGAUUUCAAUUAAUAUUUGGUGGAAAUUGCAUUCAAAUGUUGCGAGUCAGGGAAAAUGAUUUUGACAAAAUAUAUCUGUGAUAAAGGUUGAUGAUGGUUCCAUGGUACACCCAGCAACACAGUGACUAUAUAAUGUUUAUAGCUAUUAAAAUAUACAGAAUAAUUGGAUGUAAUGAGAAAAUAUAAUCAUCUGUGUUGCUGAUCAUGAGUAACAGGAUUAAGAUAGAUUGUGCGUGUACCUUCUAACUAUACAUUUAAUUAUUUAGUCUUCCGAUAAUCUCGAAGUAUGUGUAAAUGUAACCGACCAUUUAAUGUUACGAAAUGGCGCAGGUUAAUAAAAUAAAAUGGCAAUAUUCCGAAUAAUACAUUAACAAAACAUGUAACGACGUUGAUUCUGGGUUGCUGUAUCGUCUGAUAAGGAUAACAGACUCAAUACUCGGGAAUAGCGUAUUUUAAUUAAAAUUUGAAAUAAAAAACAAAUGAAAACAACGCUCUUAAGUGAUAGUCAAGCUUAUGCGCAGUAUUUGAUCUCUUAUUUUCAGUUUAUUAUGCGCAUAGCGAUAUGACAGACCAAGUAACCUCGUGUUGCUUUUACGCGUUUACGAAUUAUACUAUUGAUAAUAUGUACCUUUAAUCAACGUUGCAGCUAAUCCGACAGUAAGGGAAGUAAUAAUUAUGAUCUUAGCUACACCAGAUUUUGAAACCCGAAAUAGAAAGCAUAUCAGAUAAGAUUUUAUAUAGAUGUUAUAGUUUCAAUAAAUCAUGCUCUUAUACAAAAUAUGUGUCGAAAUGUAUACAUUCUAGAGUGAACUAUAUUGGCAGUGGCAUAUUCUGUAAUUUAAUAAUUGUUUAUCUUGUUUUUAUCUAUUUCAGAAAUAUAUUGUUGUUAAAAAACAGGCCAAAAAUAAACUCUUCACGCCA
Molecule: messenger RNA, 4119 nt
Organism: Helicoverpa zea (corn earworm)
Lineage: Eukaryota; Metazoa; Arthropoda; Insecta; Lepidoptera; Noctuidae
Gene: me31B
Product: ATP-dependent RNA helicase me31b
Exons: 8
Coding region: 278-1606 (442 amino acids)
Biological process (GO): P-body assembly; cytoplasmic stress granule assembly
Cellular component (GO): cytoplasmic stress granule; P-body
Molecular function (GO): mRNA binding; RNA helicase activity; ATP binding
Source: RefSeq, a predicted model, not a curated record